AUGGCGAAUACCUCGGAAGCGAAGUCGACUCCGCCGCCCGAGUACAGCCCCAUCGCGGGUCCCAAGUCCGAGUCUGCGCCGUCGGAGGACACGAGCACCCAAGGUCAUGCUCUGGUCGAGCCUAAAGAGCCACCGGCCGUGCUGGCGAAUGCUGCGAGAGGCAUGCGCAUCACGGGGGCACCGCCAGCUGCGCUGAUGCAAGUGGAAGACACUUCUGCCAAUGCCCAUUCCACCAGAGAUGCCCAGGCAAAGCAAAUUGGCUGUUGUAGCCGUACGGACAGGCCUUACGCUUGUCCCGUUUGCCACUACCGCUACUUUUCUAUCGAGUGGCUGCGUCGACACAUUGACAUCCACAAUCGUGUCAAGCCGCUCAAGUGCAAUCGGUGUGACCGCUUGUACUGGGGGCGACCGGCGCUCGUCAGGCACAGGGCAUAUGAUAAGCAACAGCUGGUCCAGUGGACUCGCAGGGUGGCGCGAGGCAAUGAAGCCCUGGACUGA
Messenger RNA from Rhipicephalus microplus (southern cattle tick), 498 nucleotides. RefSeq lists its product as uncharacterized. The record is from RefSeq and is a predicted model, not a curated record. NCBI's taxonomy places the organism in Eukaryota, Metazoa, Arthropoda, Arachnida, Ixodida, Ixodidae.